This is a messenger RNA of Nannospalax galili (Upper Galilee mountains blind mole rat), 2686 nucleotides long. It is a transcript of the gene Fignl1, whose product is annotated as fidgetin like 1. Gene Ontology annotation, molecular function: microtubule severing ATPase activity; ATP binding; ATP hydrolysis activity. NCBI's taxonomy places the organism in Eukaryota, Metazoa, Chordata, Mammalia, Rodentia, Spalacidae. The transcript has 3 exons. Bases 333 to 2351 code for a protein of 672 amino acids. The record is from RefSeq and is a predicted model, not a curated record.
GCGCGCGUUUCGGAGGCUGUCAGUGGGCUAGGGCCGGAGCUCUGGCCCGGAGGCCUGCGUUUUGUGUUCCUUGGGUUGAAGGAGAGGGUGUUUAUAGAAGGUAGCUUUGGGAAGCCCAGGGUGAGGCCUGAGGAACGGCUGCGGUGGGCGUGACCGUGUACUUACUACUGGAUCUCUGUGGUGCUUUCGGCUGUGCAAGUACAGCUCAAUUGGUGAUUAUAGUUGCAUGGAGGAUUGUUGAGAACGUGGUGCUGUGCACAGUACCUCAGAAGGAACUUUGGGCCUGACUUCUGAUCACUCACAAUCAGCAGUGUGAUCUCUAAACUCCUGACAUGCAGGCCUCCAGCUCUAGAUCUGUGCACCUGAGUGAAUGGCAGAAGAACUACUUCACAGUUACGGCUGGCUCUUGCACAGCAGAGCAGAAAGCAGAUGCAUACCGUGCACACAUAUUACGCAUUCAGUAUGCAUGGGCAAACUCAGAGAUCUCUCAGGUCUGUGCUGCCAGACUGUUCAAAAGGUAUGCAGAAAAAUAUUCUGCAAUUGUUGAUUCUGACAAUGUUGAAACUGGCUUGAAUAAUUACGCAGAAAACAUUUUAGCUUUGGCAAGAUCUCAACAGGCUGACAGUGACAAGUGGCAAUCCAGACUGUCAAUAAAUAAUGUUCUCAAGAUGAGUAGUGUACAGAAGAUGAUGCAAGCUGGCCAGAAAAUGAAGGAGUCUCUAUUAGAACCUGCCGACGAAGCAGUAGGCACCCGUAAAGAAGCUGCUGUCUUUGAUCUUAAAUUUAGUGUCUGUGGUGGUCUUGGAGAGGGUGACAUUUUACCCAGUUCAGAUAGAACCCGAAGGACCCCUGGGAGCAAUCCGGGGCAUAGUCAGCCUCAGAGUGCUCCACCACCUAUGGUGACUAGCACCACAAAGGCUUGUCCCACCUCCUCAACACCUUUAUUUGAAUCAGCCACUGGAAAAUUCCAUGCUACACCAUUAUUUGGAAAUACCAAAAAGGAAAGUCGCAGCUCUCCUAAAGCCAACACAGGACUAAGUAUGUUUUUAUCUAAUCAGUCCGGUUUACCUUCUGGCUCUGAAAAUCCACAGGAAAGGAAGGCUUUUUAUGGUUCUGGCAUGAUUGACAUGAUUUCUAAUCCAGUACUGAAUAAGGCUUUUAGUAAAACAGAAGACAGUGGCCAAAGGGAGGAUAACUGCCUGCCUUCCUUUAAAACUGCAAAAGAACAGUUAUGGGCAGAUCAGCAAAAAAAGUGCCACCAACCCCAGCGUGCAUCAGGAUCUUCAUAUGGGGGCGUUAAGAAGUCUCUGGGAGCUGGGAGGUCUCGGGGGAUAUUUGGAAAAUUUAUUCCUCCUGUAGCCAAGUCAGAUGGAGGAGAGCAGAAUGGAGGGCUGCAGUAUAAGCUGAGUGGGACAGGGCCCUCAGAGGCAGCACAUCCUCUUGAUGACCGUCUGAAGAACUUGGAGCCAAAGAUGAUUGAACUUAUUAUGAAUGAAAUUAUGGACCAUGGGCCUCCAGUAAAUUGGGAAGACAUUGCAGGAGUAGAAUUUGCCAAAGCCACAAUAAAGGAAAUCGUUGUAUGGCCCAUGAUGAGGCCAGAUAUCUUUACUGGGUUACGAGGCCCCCCUAAAGGAAUUUUGCUCUUUGGCCCUCCAGGGACUGGUAAAACCCUAAUUGGCAAAUGCAUUGCUAGUCAGUCAGGGGCGACGUUCUUCAGCAUCUCUGCUUCAUCCUUGACUUCUAAGUGGGUAGGUGAGGGGGAGAAAAUGGUCCGUGCGCUUUUUGCUGUUGCAAGGUAUCAGCAGCCAGCUGUGAUAUUUAUUGAUGAAAUUGAUUCUCUGUUAUCUCAGCGAGGAGAUGGGGAGCAUGAAUCUUCUAGAAGGAUAAAAACCGAGUUUUUAGUUCAGUUAGAUGGAGCAAGCACGUCUGCUGAAGACCGUAUAUUAGUGGUGGGAGCCACAAAUCGGCCCCAAGAGAUCGAUGAAGCUGCCCGGAGAAGAUUGGUGAAAAGGCUUUAUAUUCCCCUCCCAGAAGCUUCAGCUAGAAAACAGAUAGUAAUUAAUCUCAUGUCCAAAGAGCAGUGUUGCCUCAGUGAUGAAGAAACUGAGCUGGUGGUGCAGCAUUCUCAAGGGUUUUCUGGAGCAGACAUGACACAACUUUGCAGAGAAGCUUCUCUUGGUCCUAUCCGAAGUUUGCACACUGCUGACAUUGCUACCAUCACCCCAGAUCAAGUUCGACCAAUAACUUACACUGAUUUUGAAAAUGCUUUUAGAACUGUGCGACCUAGUGUGUCUCCAAAAGACCUAGAACUUUAUGAAAACUGGAACAAAACAUUUGGUUGUGGGAAGUAAAACAAUUGAAAAGAAGAGAUGGCAUCUUUAUAGUACAGUCUUUUAACUGUUAGCAUAGGAUGGAGUGUUGCUUGUGUUUUGGGGGGUGUAUCCUGAAUUCUAUACUUCAAGCUGAAUACUGACUGAUGUACCCUAUAUUAAUAAUGUUGUGUUGCCUUCCAGUUAUCUGAUGUAUAAGCUUACUAAAAGAGAAUGACCUUUUUGCUUCUAAGGAGUCUUGAAGAUACAUAAUAAGAAUACUGAACUCAAAUUGAAUCUAGUCUGAUUACAAUUUUAUGUGAAAGUAUGUGUGAUUGAUGUGAUCUUUUAUUCAAUAAAAUUGCUUUGGAAGCCUC